CAUUUUAGUGACACAGAUGCACUCCCACUUCACAGCCUUCGCCGCUAAGCUUUCCCCUGUUCACCAUCACCGCCUAUAUAAAACCCUUCUCGUCAACCCAACAAUAAACCUCACAAAUUCACCGCACCAACCGAUACCCUCUCUCUCUCUCUCUCUCUCUCUCAAAAAUUCCCCCGAAAUGCAGACUGUGAAAAGACUCCCCCGAUCGCCACCGCUGUCGGCGUCGCCGCCGCCGCCGCCUUCCCGCCUCGACAUGAACGACCUCCCGGAAGACCUCAUCGCCAACGUCCUCUCCUUCACGGGACCCCGCGAGUCCUGCCGACUCGCCGCCGUCUCGGCCACUUUCUGGUCCGCUUCCCUCUCCGACACCGUCUGGGAGCGGUUUCUCCCCCCGGACAUCGGCUCCGUCCUCUCCCGAGCCGCCGCCGAGAAGAACGGCUCUUCCGAUUCCGGCUCUACCAAGAAGGAUCUCUUCCUCCGCCUCUGCGACCACCCCGUCCUCAUCGAUGGCGGCCGUAAGAGCUUCUCGCUGGAUAAACGGAGCGGGAAGAAAUGCUUCAUGAUCUCCUCCAGGGAUCUCUACAUUAUAUGGGGCGAUACGCCGAGAUACUGGAAAUGGAUCCCCGAUCCCGAUUCCAGAUUUGGGGAAGUUGCAGAGCUUGUUGGGGUGUGUUGGCUGGAAGUGAAGGGCACGAUUCCGACGUCGAUGCUCUCCCCGUCGACGUUGUACACGGCGUAUCUCGUGUUCCGGGCGCCCCACGGGGCGUACGGGUUCGACUACCAGCCCGUGGAGGUCUCGGUGGGGCUGUCGGGCGACGAGAAGGCGGUCCGGUCGGUUUACCUCGACGCCGGGAUGGAGAGGAGGCGGCGGCUCCAGGUGGUGGCCGCGGAGGGCGCUCCGAGGCGGUUGUUGGGCGGGUUCGGGCGGUUCAGCCCGCGCGGCAGCCGUGUGAUAGGGUUCCAUUCCCCUGCUCCGUCGGCGGUGGCCGACGAGGGAUUCGGCCACCGCGGUGGCGGUGCCGCGGCGGAGCGAGGCGGCAGCGGUGUGUGUCCGAAGGAGAGGAAGGAUGGGUGGUUUGAGGUGGAGCUGGGUGACUUCUUCGCCAAGGAAGGGGUUGAAGGGGAGCUGUUGGAGAUGUAUGUUGCUGAGGUGAAAGGUGGGAAUUGGAAAGGAGGGCUUCUUGUUCAAGGCAUUGAGAUCAGACCUAAAGAGGGUAAAUAAAUUUUCUAUUGGAACAGAAGAUUUUUGUUCCAUCUUUCAAGUAACUAUUUUUCUUCUGUUACAAGCUUAGAAAUGGUGAAGAAAUGGGAGCCAAAUGACUUUUGUCUUCUGAGUUGUUUUGUAUUACAUUUGCCUAUUGUCUUCUUCGCUUUGUUCGGCAUGUAUGAUAUUCUUAUAUGUAAAACUGUAACGGAGCUCCGAUCUUGAUCUUGUAAUGAAAGAGAGAUUCAAGAUUCGAUUUCUUGAAUAA
Linum tenue is the source of this 1472-nucleotide messenger RNA. The record is from the annotation of a GenBank genome assembly. NCBI's taxonomy places the organism in Eukaryota, Viridiplantae, Streptophyta, Magnoliopsida, Malpighiales, Linaceae.